Caenorhabditis auriculariae is the source of this 5634-nucleotide messenger RNA. The record is from the annotation of a GenBank genome assembly. NCBI's taxonomy places the organism in Eukaryota, Metazoa, Nematoda, Chromadorea, Rhabditida, Rhabditidae.
AUGGAUGGUGGGUGUACAAAGGUCGAAGAACAACUAAGUUCAAUGUCAGCGCCACAAGGUAUAAAAUUUCAAAAAGAAGAAAAAAAAGAUACGUGAAUCAAGAUGAUGCUGGUACGUCUCUGCAGCCCAGAAAACGACAGAUGCAAGGUUUCUUCAUAAGCUUAAUAUUGUUGUGAAAAAUUGUAGUUACAGAACCUGCAGUUGUGGUGACCAAGCUUCCGAAACUUGAAGUUGGAAAAGAAGAAUCUACAUCUUCUAGUAUUUCUCAUCGACAAGGUUUAUAUAACCUCUAAUAUAAUUCAGAUAAUACCGUUUCUUCGCGCAAGAUUUUUACGGUGAAAAAAACAAUGGGGAAGGAUGGUCAAUUUCAUUUCCUUCGCGUGGCUACUGCUCCACCGAAAGUUGUUGUAAAGGUUUUUUUUUAAAUCUUCGCAAAUACUUAUUUUACGGUCACAAUCUCAGAUCUAACGAACUGAACAUUCGAUUAAACACUAUAUAAUUUCGUGUUCAAAUCCCGAAUUUCAAAAUAAGCGUCAGAGAGUAAAAAGAACAAUCAAAUUUGGAGAAUAACAAAAUAAUAUGUAUUUCGCGUAAUUUCUUCGAACAAGACUUGUUCAGGACGUAUACGAAAAGGUGGAAAAUGACUUUCCGCCUUUUUUUUUGAAAAUACAAAAGACUUGAAAUUCGCUAUUAGUUCAUGAAUUCCGACUUCUCGGUGACUAGACUUUAAAGGAGGAUUCAGAUUGGGAAAAACAUAUUUUAAUUUUAAUAAGACUACUACAAGUUAAUUUCGUGUUAAAGAAACAUAGCGGAGAAUCAUUUUGCACUAUAUUGCAUACGGCCUCUGGAUUUCAGAAAUGAAAAUUUAAAGGCGCAUUUUAUAGGGCUUUGAAGACACUUUUUGUGUGCUUUAUAUGCGCAGAAGUUUUACAUGAACUAAAAAUACACACAAAAAAAACGGUUUUUAAACUGUAUCUAGCGCAACCUUUUGUUUUGUAUAUUUAAUGAAAACUUAUGCAUCUAUGCGCUCCCUGGAACUUUUAUGAUAAGAAUGGUUUCAUCGUGGAAUAAAUUGCAGUUUUUUCUUAUAUUUUUUUACGAGAAAUUUAAAAUAGGACGAGUUUAAACUAUUCAAUUAAAAGUGUUUAAUGUUUACCUGUGUAUGAGUAUGCUCCGCAAUUGAGACAAUUUUUCCAGAACAAAGGAGUGCGCUAUUGAAUAUUAUGGAAAACUUUCGCGUGCUUUUCUUUAAAUUUUGAAUUUUAAGCAACUUUCUUCAUGUGUCAUCGUUAGUUUAUCAUAUAAAUUUAUGGAUCGUGUUUCUGUUUAAAAUAUCACAUGGUCCGCCUUCAAACUAGGAGUCGACAAUUUUCUAGCAGUCCAAUCAUUUCAGAGAGCUUUUCCCGUUGCAAGUCCUUCCACUUCUGAUGGGAUUAAGUCAGCAGAAAUUUCAGAAUGUAAAUGCGAUAUUCAUUACUUCUGAAUUUUUUUUUCGAAUUCAGAUAAAAGUCCCUCGAAAAUGCCUGCUCUUGCUAUGGCGACUGUAACUUCAGAAAGUAAACGAUAAGUGUUCUGAAAGAAUAAAAGAUUGCCAAUUUCAGAGCCACUGGAUCUGGAAGCUUUGUUGAAUGGCUCAAGUUCAAUAUCAAAUCCUCCAAUAUCUACUUUUUCUGAUCCGGUAAACCAUUAACGUUUAGUCUUUUCAUGUAAAAUUUUCGCAGACAGUUUUCAACGAGUCAGAAUUAUUCCCACGGGAAACUAAAGAUGAUGAGUAAGCAUUUUAUAGAGUUUUGUUCACGAUUGUAUGUUUAGAGAAAGAGAUGCGACGGCAGAAGGUGAAAAGAAAUGCCUCUGUGAUUCAGCGGCCAACCGUAUGACCAUGUAAGUGAAAAGUUCCAAGCCCAUCGCAUAAUCGAUUUACUUCUUCUUUCAAAUAAAUUGAAAUAUUCGUUUCGUAUUGAAAGAUCAGCCAAUUAAGGAGCCAGGAAAAAGAUAAUAGCUUCGCAAUCACAAAAAUGAGUUUUUUGAGUUUGAAAAGCAAGUCAGAAAGUGCUUAUUUUUCAAGUUUUCACUUAGGCUUCUGGCGAGGAUGGAUGCGAGAUUGAAUUGCAUGGCGAAUUCUCUGGAUCGACUUCUUCAAUUCGAAGCCAACAAAGCCAAAUCAACUCCAUUGCAACAAACUUUGGCUAAUCAAAACAGUGAUCAGGGACCUUCAUAUAAAAAACCCCUAGUUCGUGUUUCUUCUUCAGUUAUUUACGUAACGCCUAUCCAUCAUAAUUUUUCAAUUCAAUUCAACCAUUUUAUUUUUCGCAACAUCGGGAUGGUAUGGUGAUGUUGCAGGGAGGGAAAAAGACCACUAGGUGGAUUAACUAACCCCACCUGUGAAGAAAAAGAAAUUUUUUGUGUGAGAAAAGAAACAUAGAACCAUAAUAAGUAGAUAUUUAAAACCAAGUUAAUUAUGGCCAAAUCUUUGGGUCUAAAUAGAAAAUAUCAUCUUCUUUCAGUAACUUUUUUUUUGUUGCAGUACCCUGUAAGAUCUCCGGUCAUCGCCAUGCCAAUCGUACGCCCUUAUAGGUAAUAGUUUUUAUUUAUUUUUUGUUCUAUUUCAGUCAUUUUCAGCGAUAGUAUUGUCUUGCCGAAUGUAAAAAAGUCCACUGAACGUGGGAAAAUCAUUCGCAUAGGAUUCGCACCAGAUUCAGCGCCUGUUUUGAAGUCAAAAGCAACAGUUGCCCCGAAAUCCUCGCCAUCAUUCAAAAAACAGGUCUCGCCGCAAAAACAGUCGGCCUUGGUAGAGAAACUGUUCAGUUCGAAGGUAAUGAAAAAAUUUCUUGAGAGGAACGAGCCUUUUCUCAGCCUACAACGCCGUUGCUCGAAGGAUGGUCCUUGCGAAAGUCGAUAGCCAAAAUGAUCUUGCGUUAUCCGGGAAGCGAAUUUACCUGGAAACAGUUUUUGGACUACGCGCCCAGCUCGAUCACCAGUUGUGAGCCAGACAUGGUGAAUCCAACUCUUUUUUUAAAAAUCUAUCUCAACCGUUUUCUAGUUGAAAGAUGCUCUGAGGAGUCUGGUGAACGACAACCUUCUUUUUCAAGAGGACGAUGAUGAAGAAAUGCUCGGAGAGGAAACUCUUUGGCAGAAGGAACAGGCUAGUUUAUUUUCCUUUCUUUCGUGAAUGCAACACUUAAUUUGCAGAACAAAGCAAACCUGAAAGCUCUCCGGAAAUAUGACAUGAAGCUGGAAGACUACAUCAACAGUUUGUCUUACACUUAUGAGGACACAACGGAAGAAAGUGGGGACAACGAAGUUGAGAUGAAGCAAGAACCAGAAGAAGAUAUUUAAUACACAUUAUUUUUUUCUAUGUCAUUUUUCAUUUUUAAAUUUUAUUAUUGAUCUCUUUUUGUAUUAAACCGUUUGUUUUUUCGCGCAUAAAUUUCUUUAUAUAUCUCGUUUUCUGGACUUCUCAUAGAAUAUAUCAAUUUAUAGUAGCAAGCUAUAAAAUAUCUUUUCGGUUUGGAAUCGAGCCAAAAGUUGUUGGAAUCUAUACGGCGGUGGCUUUCCAGAAGAUGUUACCGGGUUUCGGCUAUUCUGUAUUAAAUGCAAACAUCCUACAACAGCAAAUUCUUAUGCAAAGAGGUAAAUUGCAAAGCUCUACAUUCUUUUGUUUUUCAAUUAUUGACUUUUCGAAAUGAGAAAAUUCCUACCAAUACUUCCAGUGGAACAGUCGGCGAAUCAAGGCACAAAAAAAUUAUAAAUUCAAUUGAAAAAUAUGAGAAAAAGAAUAAUAUGAAGUCCAAGACUGUUUUUUUGCAAAAAUCAGCAAAUUAAAUCUCAACUAUACUUUAGCAUACAAUCUUCUUUUUUUCACCGAUAAUUUGAAGCAAAAAACUUCGAAGGCGUCUAAAUCUCUUCAUUUUAUACUCAUUUUCACUAAUUGAGACCUGCAUUAUAUAAUUUUUCGAUGAAAGGAAUAUGGUUUGAUUUCUGCCUCGUGACAAAAAAAAUUAUGUAAACAUCGCUAGAUGAUAGCAAAAAAUGGUGAGACCGCCUAAAAAGUUUUAUUGUCCCAACCGUUGUAAUUUUGGCUCCGAACUGCGGCUCCGCACUUCUUUUUCGGUUGUUUUCUUCAGAAAUUUCGAAGCUGAAAGUUAUGAGCGACCACUAAAUCCAAAAGAAAGAUGAAUAUAAGGUUUUCACCUCUUUCAUCCUCAAAACAUGUUUUUGAAAUCAUGUAGGUUUUUCAUAGUGUUUUACACGAUUUGUAGCGAUCGCGUCCGCCGCGAGCCCCAUGCCCAUUCUGAAUGUCCCUUUGCCUACCGGACCGGCAAGGCCUGCGCCGAUGUUGGUUCCUCCUGGAAUGGCGGUCGAAGACGCGACAUCGAGCAGUCCGCAAAUCCCUCAGUCAUCAUCUGUUGAGAAGAUCAAUGGAAAAAGUUUGAUUGUGGUAUUCAGACAUCCGACUGGACUGAGCACAAGCACACUGAUGGCCGAGUUUACUACCACAACCGCGUUACAAAAGAGUCUUCUUGGACCAAGCCUGAAGACUUGAAAACACCUCAAGAGGUCUGUACUCAAUUCACUGCUGGUUUGGGACGAAAAAGAAAAGCCAAUUUAUAGUUCAGCUUGACUUUCAUAUAUUUCGUGCUUCUUUGAAAUUUCAAUGAUUCUGUGGAAUUUUGAUUAAUAUUUUUGAAUAUUGUAUAAAAAACAAGUUUGAAUCAACCCCAUUUUAGAGUUCAUAUUCUACGAAUAAGAAAAGAGCGAAAGUUAAUCCUCUUUCCGUACCAGUUUAAAUACAAAAUUUGAAUUUCAGAAGGCACAACCAAAGCCGUCGACGGGUUCUCAAGUUUGGCGAGAGUACAAAACGGCCGAAGGUCGAAUUUACUACUAUAAUGUCCAGACAAAAGAGACAACCUGGACUAAACCAGAAGCAUUAGGUAAUUUCAACUAUACUAAGUUUCAUAUAUGUUUUCUCAGCAACCAGUGAAAAGGAAGCGCCAGCUGCUCCAGUUGCCGCUGCUGCUGUCGAACCUCCCAGAGACUUUAGAACGGUUUUGAAAUAAUCAUGGGAUUCCCAAAAUUGUUGUUGUUUCAAAACAGGAAUCUGAAAUGGAUAAAGCUAUGAAAGCGACUUUAGCUGCAAUUCCUGGCGUUGAAGAGAAAAAGCCAGUCAUUCCAGUAAGAUUCUCUGAAAAACCCCUUCAUCCAAUGUUUUUUUUUUCUUAGGAACCUUUGACAAAUGAUGAACAAGAUUUGAAAAAGCGACAAGCUGAACGCUUCAGAGAACUUCUUCGCGACAAGUACAACGAUGGUUUGUGAUUUCGUUUAGUGACAGGUUUGAAUUAAAUUUUCUUAAGGAAAAAUCACAGCCGUAUGCAGUUGGGAACAGGCUGUCAAGUUCAUUCAAAACGAUCCUCGCUUCAGAAUUCUGACGAAGGUAGUGAAAUUAUCUCAAAUUUAUAUUUCUGAAGCCAUACUGGAUUUUUAGGUUUCUGAAAAGAAGCAGCUUUUCAAUGCCUGGAAAGUUCAAAGGCAAAAAAAGAAGAGGGUAAGGAAAAACUUUAUACGAUUUGAAAAAUGCAACAAAAAAAUUGUAACAGAAAAAAAAACAGUUUUUACAAUUUCUAGUCUAACGGAUAA